Molecule: messenger RNA, 1786 nt
Organism: Mercurialis annua (annual mercury)
Lineage: Eukaryota; Viridiplantae; Streptophyta; Magnoliopsida; Malpighiales; Euphorbiaceae
Product: beta-glucosidase 12-like
Exons: 13
Coding region: 33-1646 (537 amino acids)
Biological process (GO): carbohydrate metabolic process
Molecular function (GO): beta-glucosidase activity
Source: RefSeq, a predicted model, not a curated record
UAAGAAAAUGCAAAUUAAAGCUUGAAAUCAGUAUGGAAAGUAAAAUAUUUCUUGUGAUAGGAAUACUAGGCUUGCUUGCAGUUGGCUCAUUGGAGACCACUGAGUCUCAAGACAUUCCUACUCCAAUUAUUAAGUUUGAUAGCAGCUACUUCCCAGAAAAUUUCAUAUGGGGAGUGGCUACAUCUUCUUAUCAGACUGAAGGUGCGGCAAACAAAUUCGGGAGAGGACCUAGUACAUGGGAUACAUUUGCGCACGAGUUUCCGGAAAGGAUCGACGACGGGAGCAAUGGAGAUGUUGCGGUCAACUACUAUGGUUACUACAAGGAAGAUCUGAAAAGAAUGAAUAAGCAACUGGGUGUAAAUGCUUUUAGAUUUUCCAUUUCAUGGACAAGAAUAAUUCCUAGUGGGAGAUUAAGAGAAGGAAUCAACGAGGAAGGGAUUGCGUUUUAUAAUAGUGUUAUCGAUGAAUCCUUGGCGAAUGGCUUGAUACCUUUUGUGACUCUCUUUCACUGGGAUGUUCCUCAAGCCCUUGAAGACAAGUAUGGUGGCUUCAGAAGUUCUAACAUAAUAGCGGAUUUUAAGGAUUACGCGGAACUUUGCUACCAGAGAUUUGGGGAUAGAGUGAAGAACUGGAUUACUAUUAAUGAACCAUAUGUUUUUACUGUUCAUGGCUAUGAAAUUGGCGGUUUGGCCCCAGGAAGAUGCUCAUCUUGGGUGGAUAGAGCAUGCCAAGCAGGAGACUCCGGAACUGAACCUUAUAUCGUCGGCCAUCAUGUUCUCCUUGCUCAUGCAGUUGCUUACAGAGCAUAUAAGGCCAUGGGUCAAGAUGGCGAGAUUGGAAUAACACUGGAUGUAACAUGGCCAGAACCUUACGAUUUCAGUUCCGCAGCUGAUCGCGCAGCAGCUCAAAGGAACCUUGAUUUCUCGUUUGGUUGGUCUAUGGAUCCUUUAGUGUAUGGUCAUUAUCCAAGAAUAAUGCAAGAACUAGUUACUGGAAAUAGAUUGCCUCAAUUCAGCAAUGAAGAAGUUGUUUUAUUGAAGGGAUCAUAUGAUUUUAUUGGCAUUAACUACUACACUGCAAAUUAUGCUUCUACCAAUAUUUCAGCUGAUCCUGAUCCAACUCACAUUAGAUAUGCAACUGACAGUCAUGUUAAUUUGACAAAAUACAGAGACGGCAAACCAAUUGGUGUUCAGGCUUCCCCAUCUUGGCUAUAUGUUUUCCCAGAAGGAAUCCGGUAUGUGUUGAACUAUACCAAAGAUGCAUACAAGAAUCCAGUUAUUUACGUUACUGAAAAUGGAAUUGGUGACGACAAAAAUCUCUCUCCGGAAGAUACUCGUAAAGAUAUAUGGAGGAUUAAAUAUUUUAACAUCCAUCUUUGGAAUGUGCUUAGAUCCAUUUGUGAUCACGGUGUUAAUGUGAAAGGCUACUUUGCUUGGUCAUAUAUCGAUAAUUUCGAGUGGUCAAAUGGAUACACUAUUAGAAUGGGUUUAUACGGUGUCGAUAGGAAAAAAAGCCUAGCAAGAUUUCCCAAGGAUUCGGUUACUUGGUGGAAGGAGUUUCUGAGUAAAAAAGCUUCCUCUGGUGGUCCUAAAUGCUGGCUUAGAAAAGAGGAAACUCAGGCUGAUGAUUUCGACGACGAGUUGUAAUAACGUUGAUUUUCAAGUGUACUGAGCUAAUGGAAUAGUCUUCGGACACCAUUUUAAUGAAAACUAUGUAUGAUUUUCAAAUAAUAAAGCUUACUGGAAAUAAAAUAACCUCUUUUGGGGUUUACCUUUGUUGUGAUAAA